Messenger RNA from Phlebotomus papatasi, 4187 nucleotides. RefSeq names its product zonadhesin-like. The transcript has 6 exons. NCBI's taxonomy places the organism in Eukaryota, Metazoa, Arthropoda, Insecta, Diptera, Psychodidae. Bases 59 to 3964 code for a protein of 1301 amino acids. The record is from RefSeq and is a predicted model, not a curated record.
GAGAAUUUUUGACUCAGUCUUUCUCGAUCCACUGAAGUGGUUCAACCAGAGAAAAACAAUGAAUUGGUGUCUUGUGAGAAUCGCCUUGGUGACUUGUGCAUUGGUGCUAUGUAUCGGUGAAGUUGACUCAAGUGAAGAUCAUUCAUAUCAAGUUGAAUCCGUAGAACAUGACCUAGAAACCGAUCAGGAUGACUACUACAACGAAGAAGAUGAAGAAAGAAGAAAGCAUCACUACCACCAUCAUGGACAUGGAUCUCAUCAUCAUGGAACUCACUAUGUCACAACGCAAAAGCCCAAACCUGCUGCAACUACGGAAAAAGGUCCUGUAGCCCUUCCAAAUCCCAAACCAAAAUCCUGCCCAAGAUAUGAGGAAUAUCACGAUUGUGGAUCACCCUGUCAAGUUCUGUGCUCAAAUCUAGGUCAAGAGUGCAACAUUCAGAAUAUUCGAUGUCCUGAUGGAUGCUACUGUAUACCAGGAUAUGCAAGAACUUCUUCAAAUGGUCCCUGUGUUCCACAGUACAAAUGCCCAAAACCGUACUGUCCGGCAAAUGAGGUCUGGCUUGACUGCUUCCAAGCCCCUACGUGCGACAGGGAGUGUAGCAGCCUAGGAAAAUCAUGUGACGUCGUAGGGAGUGGUUGCAAUCCCGGAUGUUUCUGUCGAACGGGAUAUGCUCGGCAUCCUGAGACAGGAAAGUGCGUACCGACCAGCCAGUGCCCUGCACCAAAACCAGAGUGCUCAAGGAAUGAAGAAUACAGGUCAUGUGACUACCGUUGCAAGGAGAACUGCAACAGUGACUACUGCAAGUAUGAGAAACGUCCCUGUGAGGAAGGAUGCUUCUGUAAAUCAGGCUACGCAAGGGUCAACGACAAAUGUAUCCCAAGAUCGUUCUGCAAGUCUUGCCCAACUCACGAGCGGUACCUUGAGUGUGGAAACUCAUGCCAGGAGUCCUGCAAAAAGGACGUUUCGAGGUGUAGAACUUGCGAAAGGUCAGGAUGCUUCUGUGAAGAAGGAUACUCCAGAAUCGACGGCGUCUGUCGUCCUGAUAGCGAAUGUCCAGAAAGGCAAUGUCCAUCCCAUGAGGUAUUUUUAGAAUGUGGCAGUGCAUGCCAAGACAACUGCGACCAGAACCAGCCUUGCACUGAUCAAUGCGUUCAAGGAUGUUUCUGCGAACCCGGCUACGCAAGGAUCAACGGAAAAUGUGUACUGAGGUCAUCGUGCAAUGUCUGUCCUCCUCACGAGGAAUACUUAGAAUGCGGUAAUGCCUGCAUAGAGUCCUGCUAUGAAGAUUCAUCGAGAUGUAUACCAUGUGCUAGUUCAGGAUGUUUCUGUGUUGACGGAUAUUCUAGAAUCAAUGGCACCUGUCGCCCUGACAGUGAAUGCCCAAACAGACAGUGUCCGGCCCAUGAAGUAUUCCUCGAAUGCGGUAGUGUAUGUCAAGAUGAUUGCAAUCCCAAUCAACAGUGUACAGAACAAUGUGCCCGAGCUUGCUUCUGCGAACCAGGCUAUGCUAGAAUCAACGGAGUAUGCAAACCAAGGAACCAAUGUUCACCACAGUGUCCAGAAAAUGAACAUUUUGAACAAUGUGGAAACACCUGCACUGAGAGUUGCGUAAAAGAACGUGUCAACUGUUCACCAAAUUGCUACCCAGGAUGCUACUGCAAUAAAGGCUUCGUCAGGAUGAAUGGGAAAUGCGUUCCUGAGAAGUUCUGCAAGAAAUGCAAUUUGAACGAGGAAUACCUAACUUGUGGCAAUGCAUGUCAGGAUUUAUGUGAUGCCUCAGCUACAACAUGCCUAGAUGAAUGUGUCGAAGGAUGUUUCUGCGAAAAAGGAUUCAGUCGCAUCAACGGAGUUUGCGUUCCACGGAGACAGUGCUUCACUUGCGGUACAGGAGAAGAAUACACAGAAUGCGGAAGUUCGUGCUUAGAGCUCUGCAAUAGGAAUGUCAUCCUCUGUCCACCGGUCUGCGAAGAAGGAUGCUUCUGUGCUUCGGGAUUCUCUCGCGUCAACGGACAAUGUCUUCCAAACGAGCUCUGUCCUACGUGCGAGGAGAAUGAAGAAUACCAAAGCUGUGGAAACUAUUGUUUAGAACGCUGUGGUAAUCCUCUAUGUCCUGCUGAUCUACCAUGCGAUAGUGGUUGCUUCUGCAAACCUGGCUUCAAACGCGAUGGUAAAGUCUGUGUUCCUGAAAAACAGUGUCCACCACAAUGUCAAGGCCCCAAUGAAGUUUACUCGACUUGUGGAAAUAACUGUACUGAUCUAUGUCCGGAUCCAAAUCGCUUCUGUACUCUUGAGUGCUACAACGGGUGCUUCUGCGCUGAAGGAUUCAGUCGACCAGACUACAACAGUCCUUGUAUACCAACAGAACAAUGUACGACAUGUUCUGGGGAAAAUGAACAGUUCUAUGAAUGUGGAAAUCCCUGCUUAGAAAACUGCCCUAUUCCCGAAAUAUGCACCUUACAAUGCGUAAAAGGAUGCUUCUGCAAGCCAAAUCAUGUUCGAUUGUUCCCAGGUGGACCUUGUGUUCCCGAGUGGCAAUGUCUCACCCAGUGUACAAGGCCAUUCGAAGAACUCAGUUCCUGCGGAAACAACUGCACAGAACUAUGUCCACGACCUGGUAGAGCAUGCAACAAAAACUGCUGGAGAGGUUGCUUCUGCAAGAAAGGCUACUACCGAGCACACUACGACGGACUCUGUAUCCCGGAAUCCAAGUGUCCUGCACCUCCAGUUUGCACGGGUCCUAACGAGGAAGUUAGGGACUGCAGCAGUCCAUGCGAUGACGACUGUCCAGGAGAAAAUAACGAAUGUGCAUUUGACUGCCAAGUGGGAUGCUACUGCAAACCUGGUUUUAAACGCUUAUCUAGAGGUGGACAAUGUGUUCCUGAGAAUGAGUGUUCAGCCAAGUGCACGGGUGUAAACGAGGAAUACACAGACUGUGGCAAUCCAUGUAACGAAGAUUGUCCGAACUCUGGUCGUGUUUGUGCUGCGGUCUGCUACAAAGGAUGCUACUGCAAACCCAAUCACGUUCGAAUCAACGGACAAUGCGUACCGAAUUCGCAAUGUCCGAAGGAAUGUCCAGGACAGAACGAAGUCUACAGCGAAUGUGGUAAUCACUGCAGAGACGAAUGCAACAGUGAGGUUUGCCUUACAGUUUGUGAGGUUGGAUGCUUCUGCCAACCUGGCUUCUCCCGUAAGGACGGAGUUUGCGUACCUACAGAAGAGUGUCCACCCAAAUGCGAUGGCGUCAAUGAAGAGUACACAACCUGUGGCAGUUCAUGUACCGAACAAUGUGGUGUAAGGAUUUGCCCUGCUAUUUGCCAAACCGGUUGCUUCUGCAAACCAGGACACUCAAGGAUUCAAGGCGUUUGCACUCCUACAAGAGAUUGUCCGGCUUGUGGAGAAAAUGAGGAGUAUACCUAUUGCGGAAGUGGAUGUACUGAUCCUUGCGAAACCAGAGGACAAAACUGCCUAGACGCUUGCCGAGAAGGAUGCUUCUGCAAGGAGGACCAUAGCCGAGUUACUCCAGGAUCGCCUUGUGUUCCAGACAGUCAAUGCACAAACGUCACAUGCGGAAGAUACGAAGUGUAUGCGAGCUGUGGGAGAAAUUGUCAGACAACUUGCGACAACUUAGGGGUAAAUUGUCCAAUUGUGCACAUCAGGUGCCCCGAUGGUUGUUACUGUGAGCCAGGCUACGCAAGAGUUUACGAAGGAGGAAGUUGCGUAAAGCAAGAGUAUUGCCCAUAUUCUCCAUGUGGCGAUAACGAAGUCUGGCUGGAAUGUGGAGAUCCGAAACAACCUAUUCCAUGUCCGCAGAAUUGCAAGGACGUCGGGAAGUCAUGUCAGGAGGAGUAUCCUUCGUGCGAUAUGCCAUCUAUGGGAGGAUGCUACUGCAAAGCUGGAUUUUCUCGAGCACCUGAUGGUAGGAAAUGCGUUGCAACCAGCAAAUGCAGCUCAUAUUCUUACUAAGAACCACCUCGCAGAGAAAAUUUCAAGGAUUUCGGAGAUUCCUCUAGCAACCUUAACAAGACCAACCUUUCUUCUCAUUACAAACAAUUUAAAAACUUAAGAAUCCUCAAUUAAAUUUGUCAAUAAAUGCAAUUUUCGUAUUUACACCAAAAUUUCUGGAAUUUUUAAACAAGAAGAGGAGGUCCAACAAAGUUAUGAGAAUAAAGUGAAUGACUAAAUUAAA